This is a messenger RNA of Cydia pomonella (codling moth), 2902 nucleotides long. Its product is annotated as oxamate amidohydrolase proenzyme-like. Lineage: Eukaryota; Metazoa; Arthropoda; Insecta; Lepidoptera; Tortricidae. Bases 1 to 1713 code for a protein of 570 amino acids. The transcript is spliced from 2 exons. The record is from RefSeq and is a predicted model, not a curated record.
AUGUUGGCGGACUUCUUGAGAUGCAAACAUAAGUUUAGGUUUGAUUUUUAUAACAAUAUAACACAAAUUUCACAAAAAAAUCCAGUAUUCAUUAACAUCUCUAGCACUGAAAUCAAUUACAUCAUGGAGAGAAGUUUCAUGGCACCUCAAGGUAUGGUGGUAACGCCCCACCACCUCGCCACCCAGAGUGCCGUCGCCAUCCUCAGAGAAGGCGGUACAGCUAUGGAAGCAAUGGUGGCUGCUGCUGCGACCAUCGCCGUGGUCUAUCCACACAUGAACAGUAUCGGAGGAGAUGGCUUCUGGCUGAUAGUACCACCACACAGCGACCCAGUGGUUAUUGAAGCUUGUGGAGCAGCUGGCAGCUUGGCUAAUGUAGACUUCUUAGCAGGAGAAAAGACCAUACCCUUUAGAGGCAUCAAAGCAGCUUUGACCGUCCCAGGAACUAUAGGAGGCUGGCAAGAAGCUUUAAAUUACGUGCGAGAAUGUGGAUACCAAAACAUGUCAGUAUCUCGACUUUUAGCUGAUGCUAUAAGGUACGCAGAAGAUGGAUUUCCUGUCUCUGUAUCUCUGCAUCAUGCUUUGAUAAAAGCAAAGGACUUUGAAGACAACACGGAGACGUUUAAGGAAAUAUUUCUACCUAAUGGUAUAAUACUGAAGGAAGGUGAAAAAUUGUAUCAGAAAAAACUUGCGGGUACUUUGACAAAGUUAUCUGAGCAAGGAUUGAACAGUUUUUACCGUGGGAUAGUGGCAGAUUUAAUAGCAGAAGACAUGGCGGCUUUAAACAUGGCUAUAACAAGAGAUGAUCUUGUAAAUUAUUCUGCUGUUAGAAAGACUCCAUUACGAAUGCCACAUAAGAAAGGUGACUUGUAUAAUCUUCCUCCCCCAACUCAGGGUACUGUAUCUCUGGCCAUAUUAGGAAUGAUAGACAAAUUAAAUGUUGAUGGUACAGACGAAGGAAAGUUUAUACAUACAACAGUUGAAGCCACCAAACAAGCUUUCAAACUAAGAGACCAAUAUUUAACCGAUCCGAAUUAUAUGAAUGUUUCAAAUCCGCAAAGUUUGCUGUCCGACAAAAUUCUUGAAAAUAUGGUAAAGAACAUUAACCCAGAUAUUGCAUCCUCUGCUGGAUCUGGAAAAGUUCCUGGAGAUACAAUCUGGAUGGGCGUAAUGGACAACAGAGGUUUCUCAGUUUCAUUUAUCCAAAGUAUCUAUCAUCAGUUUGGUAGUGGCAUAGUUUUGCCCCAAACUGGUAUCACUUUGCAUAAUCGCGGCACGGCCUUCGUCUUAAAUCAAGAUCACUUAAGAUCUUUAAAACCUGGUAAGAAGCCGUACCAUACUUUAAACCCUGCCGCAGCUAAGCUUCAUGAUGGAAGAGUGAUGAUUUAUGGAACUCGUGGAGGCGACGGCCAACCUCAAACCCAAGCAGCUAUCUUUCAUAGAUACGUUGUUCAAGGUCUUGGCCUGCAGAAAUCUGUGUCAAGUCCUCGUUGGGUUUACGGCAGAACAGUUGGGGAUAUGCACGACCGAUUGCUUCUGGAAGAUAGAUUCAGCAAGGCUACUGUGGAGUACUUGCGGAAAAGAGGUCAUGAGGUUGUUCUUUUGCCGUCGUUUAGUGAGGAUGUGGGACAAGCUGGAGCGCUAGUGAGGCACUCUAAUGGAAUGUUGGAGGGAGCCGGAGAUCCAAGAUCUGAUGGUAAUGCCGCUGGUUUUUAAGCUACUACUGAUUUAUUCUUUACGUUUAAGGUAUUCUAAAAAAUAUUUUUUAAUACAGUUGCUAAAAAAGUGCUAAUUUACGUAGCUGUUUAGCGUGCGGAAAGUUGGAUUUCGCGAACUAGUGCUAUUUACUUUUCCACUUAUUGAUGAGUGUUAAUGUUAGUUUCCUUUUAAAGUCGUAAUCAACAUAAAAACCUACUGUUAAUGUAAAGAUAAUAAAUAUAAGCAUGUUUCAUAUAUUAUUACUUACCUUUUCAUUAUUAUAACAUGUUUAUUUUUUUAUAUUGAAUAUUGAAAAACCGUUCUUAAUAAGUUGUCUGAAUGGAAAGGAAUAGCUGCCGAAACGCCUGUCAAAGCAGAGGCGUUUUUUCUUACUGCAAGAAUGUUUUAAGUUUUCAAAGGCUACAUUCGAUAUUGUUUUUUACAAUUUAAAUAUACGAUACACAUAUAAUCGUAAAUAACGAUACUUAGGUAAUAAUAAUAUAAUAUUUUAUAUUUACAAUUGUUUCUGUCUUAUAGAACAUGCAUAAAAAAGUACUUGUUGUUUUUCUUAUUUUUUCGUAACUGUAUUAAACUACGUCGUUCAAUACACGUGGCGGAAAUGUCAUUCUUGUAAGUAAUGACAUACUUCCCGCACUAGCAUCGAAAUGUACUAUUACAGUACAUAUGGUGCUACUUUUCCACACUAGUGCGUAAAUUAGCACAUUAUGCAACUAUGUCGAAAAUUUAAAGGGUCAUAUGUACUGUAAAACGUUGUACGAUACAUGUGCGAAUAGGUAAUUCGCAACUCGUGUCGAUUUAAAUUAUCACCACUCGUUACGAAUUUCCUAUUUUUCGCACUUGUAUCGUAAAUAACUAUUUCAAAUUAUAUAUUCAUUAUGUAGAAAUUAUUGUUGUACAACUACUCGUGUUGUUGUAGUACUUUAGUUACGUAUUUUUUACCUUUUUAAGAUUUACUUGAGGAAAAUUAUAUAUUUUUUAAAUUUGCUAAUCAUUUUUUUUUGUAAUUUUAAAUAGUUAAUGCCUGACUGAUGAAUAUUUAGUCUGUUUUUUACGAAAUUAUACUUAUAGAUUAUUUGUUAGUUACUGUGUUUACAAUUAUAAAUCACGUUAGCCAUGUUAAGAAAAGAUUAGGUUAUACUUUAAAUCUAUUAAUAUUUAAUAGAUUAAAUAUAAAUGUACCAAAGAC